Messenger RNA from Protobothrops mucrosquamatus (brown spotted pit viper), 2361 nucleotides. RefSeq names its product kinesin family member 22 (gene KIF22). The transcript has 14 exons. Gene Ontology annotation, biological process: mitotic spindle organization; microtubule-based movement. Lineage: Eukaryota; Metazoa; Chordata; Lepidosauria; Squamata; Viperidae. Bases 25 to 1863 code for a protein of 612 amino acids. The record is from RefSeq and is a predicted model, not a curated record. Gene Ontology annotation, molecular function: microtubule motor activity; microtubule binding; ATP binding.
AGCGGUUUGGAAUUGGUGGUAUUCAUGACAACUCAUCAGCGAUUAAGUCGGGCUGACUUCCGCCGCUCUAAUAAUGUCUCUGAGCAAGUACAGGUUUGUGUACGACUGCGCCCAGGUGUGGGAACUGGACAAGGUCAAGAAGCUCCAUGUGUACGAGGUGUGGACUCUCGUUCCUUGGAAAUUCUCAAUUGGAGAAAUGAGAUGGAGACUAUGAAAUACAAGUUUGAUGCGUUUUAUGGCGAGGCAGCCACCCAACAUGAUGUCUACAUGGGGUCAGUCAAGCCUGUCUUGCACCAUCUGCUGAUGGGGCAGAAUGCUAGCAUAUUGGCUUAUGGACCAACUGGAGCAGGCAAGACAUACACCAUGCUGGGAAAUCCAGAUCACCCAGGGGUGAUCCCUCGAGCUGUUCGAGACGUCUUGCAGAUGACAAGGGAUGCUUCAGAAGAUAAAUGCAAAUACUCUGUCUCUAUGUCCUAUCUGGAAAUCUAUCAAGAAAAGGUUUUGGACCUUCUUCAGCCCACCCUCCGAGACCUGCCCAUCAGAGAGGAUCGUAACCACAACAUCCUGGUUCCAGACUUGACCCAGAGAGAGCUCACUAGCUUUGCAGACUUUGAAAGCUAUUUUCUGCCGGCAAGCAGAAAACGAACGGUGGCGUCGACUCAGCUGAACCAGCGCUCCAGUCGCAGUCAUGCUGUGUUGCUGGUUCUGGUGAACCAGAUCCGGGACUGGCCCACAUAUUCUCACCAGACUGCGAAGCUGUGCCUCAUCGACUUAGCCGGCUCCGAGGACAAUCGAAAAACGGGCAACAAAGGCCUACGCCUGAAAGAGAGCGGAGCUAUCAACAGCUCCCUCUUUGUGCUCAGUAAGGUGGUUGAUGCCCUUAACCAGGGUUUGCCUCGAGUUCCCUAUAGAGACAGCAAGCUGACCCGCCUGCUGCAGGACUCUCUGGGAGGCAGUGCCCACAGCUUGAUUAUUGCAAACAUCGCUCCAGAGAAGAAGUAUUAUUUUGACACCCUCACAAGCCUCAACUUUGCUGCAAAGUCCAAACAAGUUGUGAAUAAACCCUUCACCCAGAAAGCCUUACCCCACACCGGUAAUCCACGGAGGCCUUGUCCAGGCUUCAGAGACGCAGGCCCUGAGGCCAAGAGGCCUUGCCUCCAAGAAGAACAGCCAGGGACACCUGAAGAGAAGCCGCUCAGUUCUUUGCUGCCUCUUGAGGAUCUUGACCCCAAUUUGGCUGAACGAUUGCUAAGAUUAGAGGCCCUAGAGAAAGGAAACUAUGGGAGCCAGAGGUUACCUUUCCUUAACACACCACGCAGGGAACGGCUGAAUGUCCUGAAACUCCUGGAUGAGACACGCCGUGAGCUGAAGAAAGUUAAAGAAAAGCAGUUAGAAAUGGAAGCCCAGACUCUGAAAAAUAAUAAAGGCGUGCUUUUCCCCCAAGCUGCAAAACCCCGAAAACAGGCCACCGUACUGCCCCUCCAACAAGUGCAAACACCUGUCAAGAGUCAAGAAGAAGAGGAGGGUGUUGUUAGGAAACAGAAGACCAGAGGCCGAAAGAAGAUUUUAGAUUUCGACUCUGAAAACAAGGUUCCCAUUGAGUUUGAGAUGAAGAUCCAUCCAGAUCAGCUGGCUCUUAGCAAAGCUAAUAUUCUGUCCCUCAUGAACUCAGGUUCCGUGAAGGAUCUUAUGGGCCUGCACCUCAUUGGCAAGAAAAAGGCCCAGCUCAUUGUGAGCUGGAGAGAAAAUUAUGGAUCUUUUGAGAAGGUACAGGAUCUUGAGAAAAUCCAUGGUAUUACAGCUAAACAAGUAGACUCUUUUAUGGAGGCAAAUAUCUUCAAAUGUCUUCGAAAACUUCAGUAACUGGACUGGCACUGAAACAGCAUCUCCCAUACCAGGAUUUUUUAAUUAACAUUGCUCAUGUGUUCAUUUUUAUUUAACUAAUACAGGUACUCAGCCUUCCGAGGUCAGUAAUAUGAGGAUCCAGAUUGUUUGGGGGGGGUGUAAUAUGCUGACUCUAAACCACUUCAAGAAGGCUGUAUUGCAUCUAUUGGUAUUGCUAUAUUAGAAGUUAAAAUCUCAGAACAAUAUUUUUAAUGAUUACAUUGCUCAUCCUUGGCCCUUCACUGUAAACAAUCCAGCAUUCACAACUAUCAAGGUAUCAGCGUAAAGGAGAUGGGAGUAUUUUUGGUAAAGAAUAAGGGGAAAUUAUUAGUUUUUAAAUUUUGGACAGUAUUGUCUCAAACCAUUUUUUCAGUUUCCUUGGUGUUUGUCAAAAGUUCUGAUUUUAAGCUAAUUUGGAAUAUUAUUCUAUAGGUCUGUAUACAUUUUCCAUCCUAUAUUAAAAUUUGGGUGUAACCA